UCGUUUGCUUUAGAUGGCGCUACCAAAGGUUGGGUUGGAUUUGGUAUUUCAACGGGCCAGGGGAAGAUGGACAAGGCUGAUAUGGUCAUUGGAUGGGUGAAGGACGGAAAGCCGUACUUGUCGGAUCGACAUGGUGUUGGUCAUUACCCCGCUUUAGACGACCACAAUGACUACAAGUURAUCUCUGGCAUGGAAGACAAUGGCCGUACUAUCAUCAAGUUCAGCCGAAAAGUUGACACUUGUGAUAAACAGGACCUAAAACUUAAGGAGGGUACUACAAAGGUGAUUUUUGCACUGAACGACAACGAUCYCGAGUCCCCCAAGAGUAUCCCUAAGCAUACCUUCAAAGGAAUACGAAGUAUUUUGUUGAUGAAUUCACAGGGAAAUAGGAACGAUCCGGACCCUUCCUGGAAGCAUUUUGAAAUUUUGAAUAAAAACUAUAGUGUACCAGCCCACCAUACCACCUACCACUGCUCCGUUCAUAGGAUUCCAGAAUUUGUUGGAAAGAAGCAUAUUGUUCGAUUUGACCCUGUCGUGGAGCGGGGCAAUGAAGGCAUUGUUCAUCAUUUUGUCGUCAUGGCCUGUGAUCCAGAUUUCCCAGAACACUACCAUAACAUAUCUGGCGAUUGUGAUGACAAAAGAAACAUGCCACAAGAGGUUUUGAAAUGCCGUGGAAUGGGAAUGAUGGUUUCAGCAUGGGGAAUUGGAGGAGGGCCUUUUGUAUAUCCCAACCAUGUCGGGUUUCCUAUCGGAGCGAAGUAUAUUGGAAAGCAUUUCGUCAUGGAGGUUCAUUACGACAAUCCUAAAGAGCAGUCUGGUUUCUUUGACAAUUCUGGGGUGAGGUACUAUUACACUGACAAGCCCAGGGAAAACGAUGCAGCGGUUUGGAUGGUCGGUUCUGGCGUGUCAACAUGGUUGAUGGUCCCUCCACAGCAACAAGCCUGGAGGACUGAUGGAUAUUGUAGAAGACAAUGCACAGAAGAGGUUUUGAAAAACAGCUCGUUGCCUGGAGGAGGAAUCAAAAUGUUUUCGGCGUUUUUGCACACUCAUUUGACAGGACGUGCUACUUGGACAAAACAUAUCAGGAAUGGAGUGGAAUUGCCGGAGAUUGCUCGCGACGACAACUAUGAUUUUAACUUCCAGGAUAUUCAGUUUCUGCAAAAGGAAGUCCACUUCAAACCUGGAGAUGACUUAAUCCAUACAUGUAUCUACAAUACAAUGGAUAGACAAAAACCAACAUUUGGAGGGGAAUCCACCAGAGAGGAGAUGUGCCUGAACUUCAUCUUCUACUAUCCCUUGAUACCCAAUCUCAGCACCGUUUGUACGUCUAAAGACCUUCAAGCCGGAUCAGCGCUGAUAGAUAAAUACUAUCCAGAUCUCAAGGACAAGAGAUGGGUCGGUUGGAACCCUAUCCCGGUGAGCAACAAAACAUGGACCAAGGAAAUGGUCGACGACUAUAAGAAAAUGAUUGAUGACCAAGCUGGCUUCUUCGAGAAUUAUCAAUGCAACCCGAAGAUAAAUCGUACCUUCGAGGUAGCAAUACAAGACAAGUACCAAAUCCCGAUACCAAAAAUCACUACACCUUUGCCUAAACCAAGUGACAACUGUAAAUAUGUUGAUAGCUCGGCUGCAGCAUUGUCCGGCUGGCUGUUCUCUGGGGCAAUUGGUCUCUUUGCGGCGUUCUUCUUUAUCUAAAUUUCUACAACUUGUAUCCGUAGUCUCCUACACGGUUACCUGCGCCAUCUUGAAAGGUAGCCGUGCCUUUACAUCGAAUCGAGACAACCGUUGAGCGUUAAGUGAUAGAUACCUGUGAAUAAUUGUCUCUAGGUGUGAAAGAAGGUUUCUAUCAUUUGCACGCUCAACGGUCGUCUCGCUUCGAUGUAAAGGCACGGCUACCUUUCAAGAUGGAGCAGGGAUCCGUGAAGAAGAUUAUUUACUAUGGUUAGAUUUUCAUGCCUGCACAAAAUGAAAAAACGAUUACGAAAUACUAAGCAGAGAAGUCUUGUGCCCCUGCGCCAUCUUGAAAGGUAGCCGUGUCUUUGCAUCGAAGMGAGACGACGUUAAGCUUGCAUUGAUAGGUACCCGUGAAGUCCGUGAAUAAUUUUUGUAGUGUGAAAGGUCUGUAUCAUUGCGCGAUUACUGGAAGUCUAUCCAUCUUUCGACGCAAAGGCAUGGUUACCUUUCAAGAUGGCGCAYGGAACCAUGAAGGACCCCACUCUUCCGGCAUGUUGAUCSAAAACAAUCCAAUAUUUUUUUAAUGUGUACGCAAGAAAGCCUAAAUGUCAAAUACCUGAAUAAGAACGAUUUUUAAACACGAAAAGAAGGGUAACAACAUGGAAAUGUCCGUUGAAAAGAUGACUGAGAUAGUAGUUCUUGUUCAAUUCGUUGUAAAUGAUUCAUACACAGAACUCUCUUUUUAUAAAUUGAUUAAAUUUCCAUAAAAUCAAGAAUC
Molecule: messenger RNA, 2452 nt
Organism: Exaiptasia diaphana
Lineage: Eukaryota; Metazoa; Cnidaria; Anthozoa; Actiniaria; Aiptasiidae
Product: DBH-like monooxygenase protein 1
Exons: 14
Coding region: 67-1695 (542 amino acids)
Biological process (GO): octopamine biosynthetic process; dopamine catabolic process; norepinephrine biosynthetic process
Cellular component (GO): secretory granule membrane
Molecular function (GO): dopamine beta-monooxygenase activity; copper ion binding
Source: RefSeq, a predicted model, not a curated record